This is a messenger RNA of Gongylonema pulchrum, 375 nucleotides long. The record is from the annotation of a GenBank genome assembly. NCBI's taxonomy places the organism in Eukaryota, Metazoa, Nematoda, Chromadorea, Rhabditida, Gongylonematidae.
AUCUAUUUGCAUGUGACACGACCAAUUUUGAAUAUUUUAUCGCUGGUAAUCGAUGAGUGUGAUCUUAGUUCAAUUGAUGUUCGCAAUUCUGGCAACAAAUUCAACAGUCUUUUUGGCAAAUCUUCAGUGAAGCAACUCUAUGAAGCAUUUGCUGUGGGAGCUGAUGCAGUACAAAAUACCGGGGUCGCUGUUAGUGAUGAUGACGAUGAUAACGAUGGUGGUGGUGGUGAAAAGAAGGCAGACAGCGAUAGUGAUUCAUUGCCUCCAACACCGCCUCCUGUAGGAAUUUUGAUAAAUGCAAGCGAGGAAAGAGAGGUAGAGAGAAUUUAUGAAGUUCGUCAAUCGCCUAGCAAGAAGCGAAAAUUGAAGUUUUGA